UUGUUCAGCCGGCAGGAGAGACAGAAGAGGGAGGAGUCGCUUACGCGUAGCAGAGAGCGAGCUCGCGAGUAGGAUCGGCCAUAUUGUUCGAGAGCGCAGUGUUUGUUUUGUCGUCGAUCGGGAGGGACGAGAAGCCGUGCGCCGAGAUCGAGAAAAAAAACGGCGAUUUGUCAAACCGAGCUGUCAAACUCGACGCGUGACCGCGCGGUCCCGAGGAUAUCCCGGACGUCGCGUCGUAGCUCUGCGCCAGAUAUCGUCGCACCGCUCCCCUUUAUCUCCCCGUUGACGACCCUUAUACUUCCCCCCUCCUCCAUCCCCUUCCCCCCCUCUCCCUCUCCUCGGAGCCGCGGCCCGUAACGCUGGGUGUCAGUCGUACACGGCACGCCAGUGAGCUCGAGAACACCGCGCCACCAGCGUCACCAGCAGAAGAAACAGCACCAUGGCGUGCGCGACACUGAAGAGGUCCUUGGAGUUCGACCCGGUGCACAGCCACGGUAGGCCGAGCAAGCGACGGAGGUGCAUGCCGAUGUCGUGCGCGUCGCCCGGCGCAACCGCGUCGUCGCCACGGGGCGGACCCCUGGCGCAGAAGCCGUCGCCGUUUGGCGAGAUAGCGAGCAAAUUGACGCCUGAAAAAAUGGCUGCCAACAUCAGAGAAGAAAUUCGCAGAUUGCAACGGCGUAAGCAAUUAUACUUUCAUCCACAAACUAAUGGUGGCGAUUCAUCAGACAUGGAAGGCCCUUCCAGUCCUUCUGGCUCUUCUUCGACUCCCUUUAGUCAUAACUUUAGUGGAAAGGAAAAACCCCUAUUCACAUUUAAACAGGUUGGCUUGAUCUGCGAACGAAUGCUCAAGGAGCAAGAAACGCAAAUUCGCGAAGAAUAUGAUAAGAUCUUACAUUUAAAAUUGUCUGAACAGUACGACGCUUUUGUCAAAUUCUCAUUUGAUCAGAUACAAAAGAGCGUGUCCGCGGAUGUACCGAGUUAUUUAUCAUAAGAAAAGAGUCUUAUUUAUAAGGAGAUAUUUCUGUGAAGAACAUUAGAUUUCUACUGUGUGAGACAAAUUUUGCUUACGCUGAGAUUUGCAGUAUUGUCUUGCUGCAAAAAUCAUCUCUAAAAGAAUAAGAAAUGAUGUUUUUAUCAAAAGGUCGAAUGGAAAGAAAAGGCUAAAAAAAGCGAAAGAAAAAAAUAAUAAUUAAUGACGUAAGUUCAUAGAAAAAACAAAAAAAAUACAGAAUUGCGUCGAAUUACAAAUUACGAAAAUUUACUAUGUAUACUUUCGAGACUAACAUAUUUGUACUGUUCAACAUUAGAAGUGCGCUGGUAUCAGGGAACUGAUUCUACUUAUGUACAAAUGUUAUUACGGUUGAAAAUAUGAUACAUUUGCAGUGUAGCUUGAUAUCCAGCUGAAAGAGGGAGAGAGAAAGAAAGAGAGAGAGAGAACUAAGAAAUUUUUUCUCCUAGCUUGUCAUAUAAAUAUAUUUUUCUCUUAGCUCAUUUAAGAGAGGUCAUAAAACGCGGACAGAAAUUUUUGAGAUUUCAUACACGUUAUGCAGAUAGAGCAUUGUGUUAAAUGCUAAGUGAUGUAUUCCAUAUAAUUUUUUCUUUACUCAUCUUGAUGCUAUGAUAUAAUUUAGAUAUUGCUCAAGUAUAUAUGACAAACAAUGCUCUAAGUAUCUUAACGCAAACGUGUAUUAUGCAUUUCGCGAAAUUCGAGACAGGUAAUGCGCGUGAUUUAAAAAAAAAAAAUUGCCUUUCCUGAGCUCUAAUUGCUCUGCGAGAAGCGAGAUGACGUUUAGAAUUCAAUGUAUGAUUGCGUAAAUUAAAUAGUUCUAUGAAUUAUUUGUACACCGAAAUCUACACGUGAAAGAUACACUAGCGUAACUUGUUAAAUGGAUAGUAAAUUUAUUUCGAUUAGUUGUAAUAAACUCGCAUCGAGAAGAUUCGAAGUUUUUGUUUGAAAACUAGAAAAUUUGCCAUUCUGUGUAAAGAUAUGAUUAUAAAAUUAUAAAACUUAAUAUACUUUGCAGUUAUAUUUGUGUUUCACCCUUUAUUAAAAAUUGUUUAUGAAAAAAAAGGAAGACGAUCUCAUUUAAGAUAUAACGUUUACAAGAGCUGUAAAAGUGUUGGAUUAAUAUUUGUAGAUUAUAGUAGGCAUUGUACGAAGACAUUGUGAAGUAUAAGUAUUUGGAAUAAAGAUUUCAUAAAAUCUUGUCACAUACAGUAUUUCUGUUCCCUGGUAGCAACGAAUUUCUGUGUAGUUGUAAUAAAAAAAAAGUGCUGAAUAA
Messenger RNA from Nylanderia fulva, 2282 nucleotides. RefSeq names its product akirin (gene akirin). Gene Ontology annotation, biological process: positive regulation of transcription by RNA polymerase II; positive regulation of innate immune response. NCBI's taxonomy places the organism in Eukaryota, Metazoa, Arthropoda, Insecta, Hymenoptera, Formicidae. The record is from RefSeq and is a predicted model, not a curated record. Gene Ontology annotation, molecular function: transcription coregulator activity. Gene Ontology annotation, cellular component: nucleus; chromatin.